Diatraea saccharalis (sugarcane borer) is the source of this 2328-nucleotide messenger RNA. The record is from the annotation of a GenBank genome assembly. NCBI's taxonomy places the organism in Eukaryota, Metazoa, Arthropoda, Insecta, Lepidoptera, Crambidae.
AUGGUCGUAGAAGCGGAUCCUAUCGCUGGGAAACGGACAGAAGAUCGAGUGCACGGCGCAUCGCUCCGACCGAAGGCGGGUGGUGACGUCAUAACCUCCGAUCGCGCCGGGAGCACCCUGGAUCUGACGAUGCAGUUCUCAGCGCCAUCUAAUCUGGUGCUCACACCGGCGCCUGAAUGUCGCAAACUCUCGCGAGGCAUCUCCCGCGCUACAGACAACGAGGGCUUAGUGUGGGCGUUGAGAAGUAACACAGAGCCCGAACAGAACAUUCUCAACUCGGACCACAUACUGCUGCUGCCGGACAUAUCAGUAUACCCACCAGACUUCAGGACCUUCCCUUGUUGGCCAUUCGCCAACGUUCAUGAGCGGUUAGCACGCAAUCCGUCGGACGAGACAGACGUUGAACCCGCUGUUAUUGUUUACCGAGUCACGACCUUAUGUGUUACCGACAAUAAAGCAACUCUGGUUACACUGGAAUCAGCAGGGAUCCUAAACUGGUGGCGUAACGGUGGCAUCCCUGGUGCACCUAGACUCUUACCUCUGGCGACAUCUGGUGAUGGGAAUUGCUUGCCUCACGCAGCAUCUCUGGCUGCUUACGGGUUCCACGACAGAUUGCUAGCGUUAAGGACUAAAGUACAAGCUUUACUAUCGGGAGAAGGUGGAGAUGCGCUCACGAAUGCGAUAAAGCGCCGGUGGCGUUGGUCGGAGAGCCUGAGCCUGCGGUCUGCGGGGCUGACGCCCUCGGAGGCGGAGUGGGCGCGCGAGUGGGCGGACACCGUGCGCGCCGCCUCCGCGGAGCCCCGCCCCGCGCCCCCGCCCGCCCCCGCGUCUGCCCCCGCCCCCGCCCCGCACUACGCUGGCCUCGAGCAGCUGCAUGUGCUCGCGCUCGCCCUAGUCAUGCGCCGGCCGGUCAUCGUGUUCGCCGACCGCGCACUCAGGGACUUCCGCGGCGAGCCGAUAGCGCCGAUCCCGUUCGGCGGCAUAUACCUGCCGCUGGAGCUGCCGCCGAGCACGUGCAGCAAGACGCCGAUCCUGCUCGCGUACGACGCGGGCCACUUCUCCGCGCUGGUGCCAUUCAACGUCGACCCCGGCGAGGAUUUCCGUUGGGACAUAGAGCCGGAUCAAAAGACCAUAAACAAUCUACUGCCAGACGAAUACCAACGUUCUGCCAUGUUAGCGGCUUACCUAGACCUGGAGAACGUCGAAUGUCUCUCGCAGAGCCAUCCGCCUGAAGAACUGAGACGAUCUUUAGACGCCCUAUCUACAAAGAGCAGUAAACAAAUGAACUCUGUAGCGAAACAGUUCGGCAGCAUAGGGAGGUCUAUGAGUUCGAAGUUGAAAAGUUUCGGUUCGAUGGCGAAAUUGACGGGGAAGAGUAGCGGCAGCCAGAGUAAUCCUGAAGAAGGUAUGCCGAGGAGACAGUCCACCUGUUCGGUGCUCUGCUGUAAAGUCUUAGCGGCGAGAGCGCCCGUGCAAGAGGAGAUGGUCAAGAAUUAUCUGAACGAAGCUUGGAUGGGGUACACGGCGGAGAGGAGCCGCGCGGAGCCCGCCGCCGCCGCGCAGCCCGGGGCCCCUCGCUACGGCACCGGCCGCUCGCAGUUCUACGCGGAGGCGUCGCGCGCGGCGCACGAGGCGGCGCGCGCGCUGGGCCCGGGCCGCUCGCCCCCCGCGCGCCCCGCCGCCGACCGCACGCUGUACCUGGCGCGGUCCACGUUCUACGACGACCGGCCCCCGUCCCCCGCCGCGCCCGCGCCCCGCCCCUGCCGCGCGCCCCUCUGCGUGUACUACGGCAGCCCCGCCAACGACCACUACUGCUCCAGGUGCGCCAGGCUCCACUCUAUACUAUAAAUCGCCGGUGACACGAUCCCUGUUAUAUGGAUGACGACUGAUUUUUGUUUUGUUUGUCAGUCCGGUAGAAGGAUAUUGAACGUGUGUUUAUUUUUUACGUAAUUGAUGCGUUGAAUUAAAAAUGUCACACGAUGUCAUGCUUUACGCUACUGACGUAGCGAGCCCCCGCUCCUCAACUUUAAUGUCCGUUAUCUUAGCUAAUUCUUGUUGAAUUAAAGUAAAAAAAAAAAUUAUCCUAUAUUUCUCCAUUAUCUGACUGAAGGACUAAAUAGAAUUUCUUUUGUUUUACCCAGUCAUCAUCCCUAUUAUAUAAGUGUGCAUGUGAGGAACGAAAUGUCGGACAGUCACAGCUGUAAUACCCCCUUCUCGCUCUGUGUACGGCAGUGUACACUCCUGCUUCAGGUACGGGAGAUUACACCAUCCUAUAAACCAACCGAGAUAGAAUUAAUGAAUUAUUAUUAUAAAAGUGUGCAUGUGUGA